This is a messenger RNA of Exophiala spinifera, 3996 nucleotides long. RefSeq lists its product as uncharacterized. The record is from RefSeq and is a predicted model, not a curated record. The transcript is spliced from 7 exons. Lineage: Eukaryota; Fungi; Ascomycota; Eurotiomycetes; Chaetothyriales; Herpotrichiellaceae. Gene Ontology annotation, biological process: intracellular calcium ion homeostasis. Gene Ontology annotation, cellular component: membrane. The coding region runs from base 1 to 3996 and encodes 1331 amino acids. Gene Ontology annotation, molecular function: ATP binding; P-type ion transporter activity; ATP hydrolysis activity.
AUGGAUCCAGAUCGACCUGGCCCUGGCGGCGGCGGCGUCGCCAGGAGGAGUAGUUCUGCCCGCCGUAUGACUCGCCGCGGUUCGAAUAUGAGCUUUCAAAGCUAUGUCUCCGAUGUAGAGAUGGCCAAUGAUGAGCCCUUUUCAGGACCAAUAUCAGAGUCUGUACCCUCCUCGGCGACAGGGUUCGCCUACGCAAGACCUCGACAACGAGCUGGCUCAAUCACAUCCUUCACAUACUUCCAAGAGCCUGGCGAGACGCCUCGCUACUCCGACGAGGAUGAGGAGGCCUUGGUGCUCAGUGACGACGAGGGGGAACAACAUCCUGACGAAGAACGCGAUCUGGAAGCUGGGGAUAACAGCUCGCUUCGACGCAAGUCUUCCAGUAGAUAUGGGGCCUCUGCUGAGCAACCACUUCUCCGCCGUCAUACCUCUGCACGGAGCGACACUCAAGAACACGACGAUGGCGGCACCUUUUCCCAACAGGUCUUCCUCGAGAGCGAAGAUCUUACUAUGGUCAUUGCUGGUUUCAGUACCUCCCGCCUCGGCUUGCUAUUGUAUUCUGCGAUUUGUGUCCUGACUGCUGGCAUUGGCUAUCUUGUCAUGCGUUGGGUUCCACGAUGGCGCAUAUCUUUGGUUGGCUCCCCAACGCCUCUCAAAAAAUGUACUUGGGUUGUGGUUGAGACUCAAUGGGGCGAUUUUACUGUUCACUACGUGUGUUCCGAGGAAUAUGGCCAUCCACUAUCCACCGUCUUUGCGCAGUCUGGAAGAGAGAAGCUCAACGGUUAUCGAUAUGACGGGGAUCGCGAACUUCCAGUCCUAAGAUACCUUGAUUAUAGAUACAUGAGGCUUAUAUAUCAUCCUCUCGAGGACAAAUUUCUUCUUAACAACGACUGGUGGGAUCCUCAAUGGGAAACUGUCAAAGCGCUCCGGGAGGGUCUUGACACCGAGGAGAGGGAACCCCGGGAGCAGGUUUUUGGCAGAAACAUGAUCGACAUACAAGAGAAGAGCAUCCCAGAGUUGCUUGUCGACGAGGCUUUUCAUCCUUUCUACAUAUUUCAAGUCGCCAGUCUUCUCUUAUGGUCAAUGGAUGAAUACUACUAUUACGCUGCUGCCAUUUUCUUGAUUUCGGUCUUCUCGAUUACCAGUACGGUUGUCGAAACUCGAUCGACGAUGCAACGCUUGAGGGAGAUUUCACGUUUCGAGUGCGAUGUCCGUGUGCUCCGCAAUGGCUUUUGGCGUUCGGCGCAAUCUGGUGAUCUUGUACCCGGCGAUGUCUACGAAGUGUCUGAUCCCUCACUCUCACAGAUCCCUUGCGACAGUCUGCUCCUAGCUGGUGACUGUAUCAUCAAUGAGAGCAUGCUGACAGGCGAGUCAAUACCUGUCUCAAAGAUACCUGUAACCGACGAUGCCUUACCGUACGUCGAUCUCGGUGCAACCUCCAUUCAUCCAAGCGUAGCUCGCUUUUUCCUCUUUUGUGGUACGAAAAUCAUCCGUGCUAGACGGCCGCAGGAUACAGAAGACGACGAGGCAGUGGCAUUAGCAAUGGUGGUUCGCACAGGAUUCAACACUACCAAAGGCGCUCUUGUUCGGUCUAUGCUCUUUCCUAAGCCAUCAGGAUUCAAAUUCUACCGGGACUCGUUCCGCUACAUCUCCGUCAUGGGUCUUAUCGCUGCAGUCGGCUUCGUCGCAUCAUUCAUCAACUUCGUCAAGCUUGGAUUAGCAUGGCACCUCAUUGUCGUAAGAGCUCUGGACCUCAUCACCAUCGUGGUCCCGCCGGCACUGCCCGCAACACUCACUAUUGGUACGAACUUCGCACUCUCUCGACUGAGGAAGCAGCAAAUAUUCUGCAUCAGCCCACAAAGAGUGAAUGUCGCCGGUAAACUAGAUGUUGUUUGUUUCGACAAAACUGGUACUCUGACUGAAGAUGGACUGGACGUACUCGGAGUGAGACUGGUGCAGCACCCCGAAAUUCGGUUUGGCGAUAUCCUAGAAGAAACCCAUGAAAUCCUGCCUCCUGCGUCAUACGAUCGCGAUCCUACCGUCGACUAUCGCGUCAACAAGAACAUGCUUUAUGCAAUGGCCACAUGCCAUUCGCUCCGACUAGUAGAUGAUGAGCUUAUUGGCGACCCCUUGGACUUGAAGAUGUUUCAGUUUACAGGCUGGUCUUUUGAAGAAGGGUCUCGCCUUACAAACCACUUCAUCGAGCCUGGAACUCAGCAAAUCGCCCCCAGCGUAGCUCGACCUCCCCACGGGUUCGAGUAUGAUCUUGAAGACUCAGAAGACAACUCCCAUCCGGUUAGAGUUGAGUUGGGUGUUUUGCGCUCGUUCGAUUUCGUCUCCCACCUUCGACGUGCCAGCGUUAUCGUCCGACAAUUUGGGGAUCCUGGAGCGAGCGUCUAUGUAAAGGGUGCUCCGGAAGUGAUGAAGGAUAUUUGUACUCCGUCGAGCAUACCCGAUGACUUUGACGACCUGCUGAGUUAUUACACUCACAAGGGUUUCCGUGUCAUUGCCUGCGCAUCGAAAUACAUAUCCCGAGUCGAUUGGGACGAGGUUCAGAACAUGGAGCGUUCGGAGGCAGAGUCGCGACUCCAGCUAAUUGGCUUCAUUGUGUUCGAAAACAAACUCAAGGAAAUUACCACCGAAAUCAUCGAAGAGUUGAAUGAGGCCCGUAUCCGGAAUGUCAUGUGCACUGGCGACAACAUCUUGACCGCUAUUAGUGUUGCCAGGGAGUGCGGACUCAUCAGCCGUGACCAACAUUGUUUUGUCCCCCACUUCCUUGACGGUGACAAAAUGGACCCAAAAGCUCGAUUGAUUUGGGAAAGUGUGGAUAAUCAGAUCUACCAACUAGACGAGAACACGCUCCUCCCUUUGGAAUUGCCCGCCGAGCAGAACACCAGCGGCCCAUACGAUGCGCUGACGGUCGGUGAUUAUACCCUGGCCGUGACCGGUGACGCUUUUCGGUGGAUUGUCGACUUUGCUUCCACAGAAGUUCUACAAAGAAUGCUUGUUAAAGGCUCUGUAUUCGCCAGAAUGUCUCCCGAUGAGAAGCACGAAUUGGUGGAGAAGCUGCAAAGCAUUGACUAUUGCUGUGGCUUCUGUGGUGAUGGCGCCAAUGACUGUGGUGCGCUAAAGGCCGCCGAUGUUGGCGUAUCGCUCUCAGAGGCUGAGGCGUCUGUUGCGGCACCAUUUACCAGCCAUAUCUUCGACAUUUCAUGUGUUCCGACUUUGAUAAAGGAGGGUCGAGCGGCACUCGUGACAAGCUUCUGCUGCUUCAAGUACAUGAGCUUGUACUCAGCCAUUCAGUUCACCUCAGUCAGCUUUCUCUAUGCUUCGGCGUCGAACCUGGGCGACUUCCAAUUCCUCUUCAUUGACUUGGCGUUGAUCUUGCCGAUAGCAAUCUUCAUGGGUUGGACCGGCGCGUAUCCUAUUCUUAGCAAGAAGCGACCAACAGCAAAUCUCGUUUCUCGAAAAGUCCUGACUCCUCUUCUUGGGCAGAUUGUUCUGUCUAUACUUAUCCAAUUGGUUGCAUUCGAAACUGUACAGCAGCAACCGUGGUACAUACCGCCACAACUCGACAAGGAGAAAUCUAGCGUUGACAAUUCUCAGAACACUGCUCUGUUUCUGGUCUCCUGCUUUCAGUAUACCUUUUCAGGGGUUGUCUUGAGUAUUGGCCCUCCCUUCCGACAAUCCAUGACGAAGAAUGCUCCCUUCUGCGUUACUCUCGCAGUGGUUACGUUGAUGUCACUCUACAUGCUUCUUGAUCCAGCAAAAUGGCUGGCGGAUUUUAUGGACCUCACCGAAAUGUCUCUUGGGUAUGAGCUGUUUCUGCUGGCUCUCGCAGUAGCCGGCUUCGCUCUGGCUUACCUAGCCGAAAGGAACAUUUUCCCGAUAAUGGCAAAAUACAUUGGUCGGUUGAAGUUGAAACUACGACCCAAGCAUCCUAAGAUCAGGAAGAAGUACAAGAUUAUUUUGGAAGAUGUACAAAAGAGUAAAUAG